Molecule: messenger RNA, 4618 nt
Organism: Eublepharis macularius
Lineage: Eukaryota; Metazoa; Chordata; Lepidosauria; Squamata; Eublepharidae
Gene: ADGRB2
Product: adhesion G protein-coupled receptor B2
Exons: 33
Coding region: 10-4599 (1529 amino acids)
Biological process (GO): cell surface receptor signaling pathway; negative regulation of angiogenesis; G protein-coupled receptor signaling pathway
Cellular component (GO): plasma membrane
Molecular function (GO): G protein-coupled receptor activity
Source: RefSeq, a predicted model, not a curated record
UGUCAUAGGAUGAACCCUGCUGGACCACUCUUACUGUCUGUGAUAUCGUGUCUCCUGUGGCUCUCCCGGGGCUUUGACCCAGCUCCCAGUGCCUGCUCCGCCUUGGCCUCCGGGGUUCUCUACGGCUCUUUUUCACUAAAGGACCUCUUCCCCACUGUCUCCACUGGCUGCUCGUGGACCCUGGAGAACCCGGACCCGACCAAAUACUCCUUGUACCUCAAGUUCAACCGGGAAGAGCAAGUCUGCACCCACUACUCGCCCAUGGUGCUGCCACUGGACCAUUACCUCUCCAAUGAUACCUGCAGCCAGCCAGAAGUGACCGCCGUGCCUCGAGAGGAGGAGCAGGAGGAAGGGGAUGUCCGGUUGGAGCUUUGCCAAGGGGAAGGCCCUUUUGCCUUUUUCCAUUUCGACAAGAACUUUGUCCAGCUGUGCCUGGCUGAAGAACCCGAAGCAGCCACCCGCCUGCUGCCCCCCGACGCUGUAGAGUUCCGCUUUGUGGAAGUCCUCCUGAUCAACAACAACAACUCCAGCCAGUUCACUUGCAGCGUCCUGUGCCGUUGGCUGGAGGAGUGCCUCCGGCUUGGCACCGGCCAGCCCUGUGGCCUCUCACAAACAGGCUGCCUUUGCCAGCCUCCCCAAACCCUACCGGCCCCUCCUCAGCUCGACCAGACGGUCUCCAACGCUCUGACGCCUCCGGCUCCCAGCAGCAGCAACAGCCAGUGCUGCGUGACAGAAUUGCAUUCUGGGAAUGCGAAUGAUGUAUACUCUCCAGAGAUUAAGUACGGUGGUGCCGUACACGAGGAUCAGAAGGUGAAGACUCAGUGGCCACGGUCGGCAGAUGAACCAGGAGUGUACAUGGCACAAACAGGAGACCCUGCUGCAGAAGAGUGGUCUCCGUGGAGCGUCUGCUCGCUGACCUGUGGGCAAGGCACCCAGGUGCGGACCCGUUCCUGUGUCUCUUCGCCUUAUGGAACAUUGUGCAGCGGGUUGUUGCGGGAGACACGGCUAUGUAAUAAUACUGCCACCUGCCCAGUUCAUGGCCUCUGGGAGGAAUGGUCACCUUGGAGUCUGUGCUCGAGGACUUGCGGGCGAGGGUCCCGGAUCAGAAUGCGGCAAUGCGUUGCUCCCUGGCACAGCAGGAAGGCCUGCGAGGGUCCCAAGGUGCAGACUAAAUCCUGCAAUAUCGCUCUCUGCCCUGUGGAAGGCCAGUGGCUGGACUGGGGAUCCUGGAGCCGCUGCUCUGUGUCGUGUUCCAACGGGACUCAGCAGCGUACCCGCAAAUGCAGCGUCUCAUCUCAUGGCUGGGCAGAGUGCAAAGGGGCUCACGCCGAUGCCAGGGAGUGUUACAACCCUGAGUGUCCAGCCACUGACAGCACGUGGGGCCCAUGGAACCAUUGGAGUUUGUGCUCCAAGACGUGCGACACGGGCUGGCAGAGACGCUUCCGCAUGUGCCAAGGAACAGGUGUGCAAGGCUACCCAUGCGAAGGCAGCGGGGAGGAAGUCAAGACGUGCAACGAGAAGAAAUGUCCAGCAUACCAUGAGAUGUGCAAAGAUGAUUAUGUCACGCUGAUGACCUGGAAGAAAGCCGCCGCUGGGGAAAUAGUCUACAACAAAUGCCCAGCCAAUGCCACAGGGUCUGCCAGUCGCCGGUGCCUGCUGAACUCGCAGGGUGUGGCUUAUUGGGGUUCACCCAGCUUUGCACGCUGCGUUUCCCACGAAUACCGAUACUUACAUCUCUCACUCCGAGAACAUCUGGCAAAGGGGCAGCGCAUGCUGGCAGGAGAAGGCAUGUCUCAGGUGGUGCGUGGCCUGUUGGAGCUUGUGGCGCGCAAGACGUACUACAGCGGGGACCUUCUCUUCUCAGUGGAGAUCCUGCGCAACGUCACAGACACUUACAAAAGAGCGACUUACAUCCCCUCUGCAGAUGACGUGCAGCGAUUUUUCCAGGUCGUCAGCUACAUGGUGGAUGCAGAAAACAGGGACAAGUGGGAAGAUGCUCAGCAGAUCUUGCCUGGCUCUGUCCUCCUCAUGAAGGUGGUUGAGGACUUCAUCCACCUGGUGGGAGAUGCACUCAAGGCCUUCCAGAGUUCUCUCAUUGUCACAGAUAACUUGGUGAUCAGCAUACAGAGAGAGCCGGUUUCAGCGGUCUCCAGUGAUAUCAAUUUCCCCAUGAAAGGUCGCCGGGGCAUGAAGGACUGGGCACGGCACUCGGAGGACAAGAUCUUCAUCCCCAAGGAAGUGCUGAGCCUCUCGUCCUCAGAAACAGAGGACUCGACCUAUUUUGUCAUUGGUGCCAUCUUGUAUCGUACGCUGGGACUGAUCCUGCCUCCUCCUCGAAGUCCCUUGGCUGUCAUGUCCAGAGUUCUUACAGUGACCGUGAGGCCACCAACCAAGGCUGUGGAACCCUUGAUUGCUGUGGAAUUGUCCCACAUCUUCAAUGGCACCUCACAUCCGCAGUGUGUGACCUGGGAGUACAAAAAAGCGGAGGUUGGCUCCGGGAACUGGGACACCGAAAGCUGCCAGACGGUGGAAACUCUUGCGGCUCACACCAAAUGCCAGUGCAGCCAGCUCUCCACCUUUGCCGUGGUUGCUCAGCUGCCCAAAGACCUGGCUAUGGACUCCAGCAGUUCCCCCUCGGUCCCACUCAUGAUUGGUUGCGCUGUUUCCUGUAUGGCCUUGCUGACCCUGCUGGUGAUCUACGCUGCCUUUUGGAGAUUUAUCAAAUCGGAACGUUCCAUCAUCCUCCUGAAUUUCUGUGUCUCCAUUUUGGCUUCCAACGUGUUGAUCCUGGUGGGGCAGUCCCAGAUGCUCAGUAAGGGCGUCUGCACUAUGACAGCUGCUUUCCUUCACUUCUUCUUCCUCUCUUCCUUCUGCUGGGUGCUGACAGAGGCCUGGCAAUCUUACUUGGCUGUGAUUGGCAGGAUCCGGACGCGCCUUGUCCGUAAACGCUUUCUCUGCCUUGGGUGGGGGUUGCCGGCCUUGGUGGUGGCCGUCUCUGUUGGCUUUACUCGGACCAAAGGAUAUGGAACAUCCAGCUACUGCUGGCUGUCCCUUGAGGGUGGGCUGCUGUAUGCCUUUGUUGGCCCGGCCGCUGUGAUCGUUCUGGUCAACAUGCUGAUAGGAAUCAUCGUAUUCAACAAGCUCAUGUCCCGAGAUGGCAUCUCAGAUAAGUCCAAGAAGCAACGGGCAGGCUUCAGGGACCCCCCAUGCAGCAGCAUGUUGUUGAAAUGCACCAAAUGUGGCAUGGUGUCAAGCACGGCCCUCCCCUCGGCUGUUGCCAGAAGUGCCAUGGCAUCGCUGUGGAGCUCCUGCGUGGUCCUACCCCUACUGGCGCUCACCUGGAUGUCGGCUGUGCUCGCCAUGACCGAUCGACGCUCCAUCCUGUUCCAGGUCCUCUUUGCUGUCUUCAACUCGGUCCAGGGCUUCGUCAUCAUCACUGUCCACUGUUUUCUGCGCAGAGAGGUGCAGGACGUGGUAAAGUGCCAGAUUGGAGUGUGCAAGAGUGACGAGAAUGAAAACUCUCCUGACUCCUGCAAGAACGGGCAAGUCCAGAUCAUGACAGAUUUUGAAAAGGAUGUUGACCUGGCAUGUCAGACAGUCCUCUUCAAAGAGGUUAACACGUGCAACCCGGCCACCAUCACGAGCACCUUGUCACGUAUCUCCCUGGACGGGGACGAGGAUCCUAAGCUCAACUCCAGCUCCGAGGGUGGCUUGGGCUUCUCCACUCUCCCUGGGAAUAUCCCGCCCACCUCGAUCCUGGUCCAGCUUAAUGACCCGCCCAGCAAGAAGGACGUCAACUUGGAUGCCACACGGGGGCCUGUCUACAUGUGCGGCGAUAGCAACCUGCGGCAACUGGACUAUGGGUGGCUACGGCCUCAAGAGGCAGCCGUGGAGAGCAACUACAUGGUGCUGCCACGACGGACAGUGAGCCUUAAGCCCUUCACCAGGGAGGAGGGCAAACUCAACAUCAAACUGGACGAAGCGCCAGGCCUGACCAAGGUCCGUCAUAUGAUGGAGGCUGAGGCCUACCCUUCCUUUGCCUCAGUAGACCACAUCAACGUGAACUUGAACCAACCCUAUGGGACGAUCAAGCACCCGUACGGCCUCCAGUUCAAGCAGCAACCUACAGUGAGGCAAAUCUUGGCCUCGGAGGUGUCGGAACGCAGCCGCACUAUGCCACGCACCGUGCCAGGUUCCACCAUGAAAGUGGGCUCCCUGGAGAGGAAAAGGCUACGGUAUUCCGACCUGGAUUUUGAGAAGGUUAUGCACACAAGAAAACGCCACUCUGAACUUUACCAUGAGUUGAACCAGAAGUUUCACACAUUGGACCGGUAUCGGGCACCAGCAACCAACGCCUCAAAGAGAGAGAAGCGGUGGAGCAUCUCUUCGGGGAGCGGGGAAAAGAAUGUGGCCAGUGAGGCAGCCAGCCCAGACAGCCGGCAGCAGAAGCAAAAGUCUUGGAGCACCUUCAAGGCCAUGACGCUGAGCUCCUUGCCCUCCAAGCACCGAGAGAAACUGGAGCUCCAUUCUGCUGCUGACUGGGAAAAACAUUGUAUGAGCCUGGAUCUAUCCGAGGGAGACUUCCAGACAGAAGUGUGAGCCUCGUGGGCUCUGGGAU